Molecule: messenger RNA, 1872 nt
Organism: Portunus trituberculatus (swimming crab)
Lineage: Eukaryota; Metazoa; Arthropoda; Malacostraca; Decapoda; Portunidae
Exons: 2
Coding region: 173-1204 (343 amino acids)
Source: RefSeq, a predicted model, not a curated record
ACAUCCUGUACAAUUUUAUCGGCGCACUUAGAAGUCUGUGUGUUCGCCAGUAUCAUCACUAUAGUACGCUCAGUCGAGCUGUCAGGGGUGAACGUGGACGGCUCUUCUGUACCGAGGACCGAGGUGGCCAGGCAUGCGAUAAUCUUCCAACGCCAAAAAGGAUUCCUCCACUAUGGACACCACUCCUAGCAAUGUAACAAACACCACAGAACUGGGUGAAGACCAGUGUGCUCCAUACGUGGUAAUAGCAAUGGUUGCACAGCUCACAAUGCUGAUCCAGUUAAUUUUGCUUGGCAUUACAAUUUACUUCAAUCUUACAAAGCUAAAUCCAAAUUUACAAAUUGGAGAACAGAAAAGAAAUAGUGGAGUGCGGAAAAAGUUUAAAGGAAUAUUUUGUUUUCCCACUACAUGGUGUUCAUCUUCCUCCCAAGUUAUUUUGAUUCCAAACAGACACUCUUCUCAAGAUAACCAGCCAUCCAUUAAAGUAGAUCAAACUGAUGCACAGCUCAAUGAUUCUCCAGAGUCACAAACAAGUAUUGCACAAAAUAAGGAGGGUUCUCCAAUGCCUCCUAUUCCAGACAUUGAACUUCCUCCAACACCAUCCAAUGUGGAUGAACACUCUCGAUGCUCCUUUGGAUGUGCAGACGAGGACCAUGAAUAUGAUUACAUUGCGCUGCCCAUCAAUAAGAACCAACAACAACACAAGCCACCAAAGGAACAAGGAAGAGAGAGUAAGCCUUCUGACAAUAAUGUGUCUGAAAGAUCAUAUGGCACUUUAGAGUUCAUGCCACCACAGGCAGAAAGUAAAGAGAGAAAGAAAUUUGACAAUAAUGCACCAAAAUCAUUAUAUGACACUUUGGAGUUCAUACCACAGGCAGAAGGAAAAAAGAGAAAGAAAUCUGACAAUAAUGCACCAAAAUUAUUAUAUGACACUUUGGAGUUCAUGCCACCACAGGCAGAAGGUAAAGAGAGAAAGAAAUCUGACAAUAAUGCACCAAAAUCAUUAUAUAUAUAUGAUACUUUGGAGUUCAUGCCACCACAGGCAGAAGGUAAAGAGAGUAAGCAUUUUGACAACACUGCAUCUAAAAAUUUGUAUGAUAUUUCUGUGGACAAGUCACCAAAGGCAGAAGAGAAAGAGAAUAAGUGCUCUAACAAUAAUGAAUCUGAAAACUUGUAUGAUGAACUUGUGCCUAUUUCCAAAUAGAGUCAGUGAAAUGUUUACAUACCUACUUUACAGAAUGAAUAACAGAUACAUGUAUGAAGUAUGAACCACAUGGUGCUUUGAAAUGUCAAUAGCAGUAUGGAGCAAGGACAGCCUCCUUUGCUUAUACCAGCAUAGCAAAAUCAUACAAUGACUAAGAUGACGUAGUUUUAAAAUCACAAUAAGAAGGGCAGUGAAACUAAAUUAUUAAAUACAAUAUAGUACUAGACAAGGGCUGAAAAUAAAUCAUGAAAUACUUAGCUUACAAAGUAAAUGAAGAAAAUAAAUUACUAACAGGAUACAAUUUGUCAUUCAACAUUAAAAGACAGAAGACAAAGAAAAACAAAAAAUAAGACUUAAAGUUCAUUAUGACACUUGGGUAGAGAGGGUGAUAUAGGAUGAUUUACCAUAAUAUGUACUGUACAAUUCCUUUUAUAAGAACUUGUUCACAAGCAUGCUGUACUGGAUGUUGUAGGUGGUUCAUGAGAGAAAUAAUCAAGAGUUCCCAUGUUAAAUAAAACACAAAACAAAGUCACAUCAUUCAAUAUAUUUUGGUCUCUGCUUUAUAAUUCAAUAGUGUAUCUACAGGUGACACACACACACACACACACACACACACACACACACACACACACACACACACACACACACACACACACACACACACACAG